AUGAUUGAUGUUGUUGUUGAAGAGGUUGGAGAAGAUAAUGUCGUUCAGGUCGUGACAGAUAAUGCGGCAAACUAUAAGGUUGUUGGGGAGAUGCUGAUGCAAAAGAGGAUUAAAUUAUAUUGGACACCUUGUGUCGUACACUGUCUUGAUUUGAUGCUUGAAGAUUUGGAAAAGAAGAUAUCAGUUUAUGAAGAGACAUUUCCAAAGGACGCUACUCGAUUUGCCACAUCUUACCUUAUUUUAGGAUGCUUGUAUGAGAACAAGGAAGCUUUGAUAAGAAUGCUCACUUCUAAAGAAUGGAAGUCGAGCAAAUGUGCAAAGUUAAGAGACGGAAAAGCCAUUGAAGAUGUGAUUUUGGAUCAAAAAAAUUGGAAGAAUAUUGUUAUUUGUUUGAGGGGUGCUACACCUCUCAUUAAAGUGCUUCGUUUAGUUGAUUCAGAUUAA
Molecule: messenger RNA, 444 nt
Organism: Lathyrus sativus (Indian pea)
Lineage: Eukaryota; Viridiplantae; Streptophyta; Magnoliopsida; Fabales; Fabaceae
Source: the annotation of a GenBank genome assembly